CCAGGGAUAGGCAAGCCUCUCUACCCUGGGCAGUAGCGGCCGGCCGACUCCAGCCUGCUCAUUGGCCCUGUCUGCAGUGACGUCGUGGGGAUCGCAGACAGAACCCUCAGCGCCCGGCGCGCGGGAGGUAUUGUCCGUCACUGGGGCUUUGUUACGUCGUCGCCUCCUCACCUGGCUGCGGGCGCGUCCUGGCAGCUGCAGCCCGGAGCUGGGUGCCAGCUGCUGCGGCCGCCGCCUCCGCCAUGGUGUCCCCGGUCACUGUGGUGAAGAGUGAGGGACCCAAGCUGGUGCCCUUCUUCAAAGCCACUUGUGUGUAUUUUGUGCUCUGGCUGCCCUUGUCCAGCCCAUCGUGGGUCAGCGCCCUCAUCAAGUGUCUGCCCAUCUUCUGCCUCUGGCUCUUCCUUCUGGCCCACGGCCUAGGAUUCCUGCUGGCCCACCCCAGUGCCACCUGCAUCUUUGUGGGGCUCGUCUUCUCUGCUCUAGGUGAUGCCUUCCUCAUCUGGCAGGACCAGGGCUACUUUGUGCACGGUCUGCUGAUGUUUGCUGUGACCCACAUGUUCUAUGCCUCGGCCUUUGGCAUGCGGCCAUUGGCUCUUCGGACAGGUCUGGUGAUGGCAGUACUGUCGGGCCUGUGCUAUGCCCUCCUCUACCCAUGCCUCACAGGUGCCUUCACCUACCUGGUGGGGGUCUAUAUGGCCCUUAUCAGCUUCAUGGGCUGGCGGGCUGUGGCAGGGCUACAGCUGGUUGGGACUGCCUGGCGCUGGACUGAGCUGGCGGCGGGCAGCGGUGCACUGCUGUUUAUUGUCUCAGACCUGACCAUCGCCCUCAACAAGUUCUGCUUUCCUGUGCCCUACUCGCGGGCCCUCAUCAUGUCCACCUACUACACCGCCCAGAUGCUCAUCGCCCUGUCAGCUGUCGAGAGCCGGGAGCCAGUGGAAGACUACAGACCGAGCAAGGCCAAAUGAGGGGUCAGGUUCUGGUCACCCCUCUCUUCUCCUGGCGCUGGGGUCCAGAACCUGGGAACUUCCAAGAGCUGGAUCAGGAUGGCUGUAGUACCAGCCUGGGGCAGCAGGUACCACCUGUGAAAUGCACAAGUUUGAGGGGAUAAGCAGCAAAAGGAUCUUUCUAGCAAAGCUAGUGGUCCAGGACAAUGCUGAGAACUAAAAAGAGCCAGCUUGAUGCUCCUUGCUGGAGCCAGAAGAAGAUAUCUCCCCACCUCUACCCCAUGCAGACUGUCAGAGCCCCUCCGGAGGGCCAUGGUGCUCAUCCUCUUAACCUCCCCUACUUCUACUAGAUGGAAGAGUCUAACUCACCCACUUCCAGUCUUUCUGAUUUGCACAGAGUUGAGGGAGGAGGGGAAGAGUCUGUGCUGAGAUGACCCACGUCCAGGGCUUGAAGCCCCCUUUCACAGGCCCCUAGUUGGGAAGAUUGGAUGGGGUGGAGUCUCCCUUUCCCACAUCUAUCCUUGUUACUUGAACAAUCUUAAUCUCUAAGUGUUGGGUGGGAAGGUGAAGGGGUGUCUAUCCAGGUAGGCAAGAUUGGGGACUACUUUGGCCUGGGAGUUUAGGGUACCAAGGAUUCAAGUUGGUCCCAUAUCUCAAAGGCCAUCCCAGAACUCAGGCCCCACACUACCACCCUCAGACCCUAUCCCCAGGGCUAGGGUGAACCACGCCAAAGGAAGGGGCCAGCCUGUGUGUGUGCGUCUGUAUGUGAGUCUUGUGUGUGUAGUCUGUCUCCCAGUCUAUCUAUGUCUUACUCUGCCAGCUGUCUCUGACCUGCUGUGUGUCAAAGUCUUUUAGGGAGAGGGCCUCAGGGAGCUGCUGAGGGGUUGCUGAGCUUGGCUCAGAGAGCUGGAACGUCCCCCACAUACACACCCACUCUCAGGUCUUUCCUCCUUGCCCCUCCUGCACUGGGAGUGAGAGGAGGGGGCUCCAGUGACACUCUAGGGUCAUAAGACCCGAGGCACAUUCAAUGCAAGGGGAGCAAGGAUGGGACAACUCCAUCCGAUUGCUCGUGUGAAAAAAAAUAAAAAAUACCCAAGGGCCAUUGGCUGCUCUGCUUGUC
This is a messenger RNA of Balaenoptera ricei (Rice's whale), 2064 nucleotides long. It is a transcript of the gene TMEM86A, whose product is annotated as transmembrane protein 86A. The record is from RefSeq and is a predicted model, not a curated record. NCBI's taxonomy places the organism in Eukaryota, Metazoa, Chordata, Mammalia, Artiodactyla, Balaenopteridae. Gene Ontology annotation, cellular component: membrane. The transcript has 4 exons. The coding region runs from base 243 to 965 and encodes 240 amino acids.